Molecule: messenger RNA, 3635 nt
Organism: Cucurbita pepo subsp. pepo (vegetable marrow)
Lineage: Eukaryota; Viridiplantae; Streptophyta; Magnoliopsida; Cucurbitales; Cucurbitaceae
Source: RefSeq, a predicted model, not a curated record
ACAUCGAGGAGCUUCUUUAAUGGCUGUGGUGGCGCCGCCAUUCUCCUGCCGUUACCGCGCUCCAACAUCCAUACGUAAACUAACUCCCACAUCAAUUUUUAAAAACUCCAUUAUUUCAACUUCAUCUCCAAAAUCAUCCUUUUCUGUCUCUGCUCAAACCCAUCAAGCUCAAUCCAUCAAGCUGGUUUCUGAACUCUCACUUCUUGAAGAGAUUUGCGAGCUCUGUGAAGCGGGUGAUCUCAAUGGAGCUUUUGAUUUUCUUCAGAGAGGAUGGAAGAACAAUGGUGGCUAUGAUUUGGUGCAGAGAAAAGAAGCCAUGGGUGUGUUGUUGCAGAAAUGUGGGCAGUUUAAAGACGUUGAAAUUGGCCGCGAACUUGAUGAAAUGUUGCGCGUCUCCUCUCAGUUCAGCGGCGACUUUGUUCUCAAUACCCGUCUCAUUACUAUGUACUCCAUGUGUGGAUAUCCUUCGGAUGCUCGAUUGGUUUUUGAUCGUUUGCAGAACAGGAAUUUGUUUCAGUGGAAUGCACUUGUUAGUGGGUAUGUUAGAAAUGAACUGUACGACGAGGCGAUUCACACUUUCAUUGAGUUGAUAUCGGUAACUGGGUUUCAACCUGAUAACUUUACACUGCCUUGCUUGAUUAAGGCCUGUACAGGGAAGUGUGAUGUUCGUUUGGGGCAAUCGUUUCAUGGGAUGGCGGUGAAAAUGGGAUUGAUCAUGGAUUUGUUUGUGGGUAAUGCGAUGAUUUCGCUGUAUGGAAAAUGUGGCCUCGUAGACGAUGCCAUCAAGGUGUUUGACAAAAUGCCUGAACGAAACUUGAUAUCAUGGAAUUCGUUUAUUUGUGGGUUUUCUGAGAAUGAAUUAUGGCUGGAAGCUUUUGGUGCGUUUAGGAGGCUUUUGGAGAGUGGCGAUGGCUUGAUUCCGGAUGUUGCUACAAUAGUAACUUUGUUGCCUGUGUGUUCAGGAGAAGGAGAUGUAGAUAUGGGAAUGGUAAUUCAUGGGACGGCACUGAAACUGGGGCUUGUUCGUGAACUAAUGGUAUGCAAUGCUUUGGUUGACAUGUAUUCAAAAUGCGGUUAUUUAUCACAAGCAGCACUUUUAUUUCAUAAGAUUGAGAACAAAAAUGUAGUUUCUUGGAAUUCCAUGGUUGGUGCAUAUUCUAGGGAAGGAUUCGUUAAUGAAACAUUUGAACUGUUGAGAAAGAUAUGGAUGGAAGAAGAAAUGAUCAAAGUAAACGAGGUCACCAUUUUGAAUUUGUUACCUGCUUGUUUGGAAGAAACUGAACUGUUGAGUUUGAGGGAACUUCAUGGAUAUUCACUCAGACAUUGGUUUCAAUACGACGAAUCGAUAAAUAACGCGUUCAUAGCCGCCUAUGCCAAGUGUGGAUCAUUGAGUUCUGCUGAGCAUGUCUUCUCUGGUAUGAAUACUAAGUCAGUUAGCUCUUGGAAUGCAAUCAUAGGUGGAUAUGCCCACAAUGGUGAUCCACGGAAGGCUUUCGAUUUUUAUUUUCGGAUGAGACGUUCGGGCUUCAUUCUUGACGAUUUUAGCAUCAGUACCCUACUAUUGGCUUGUGCCCGUUUGAGACAUCUACAAUAUGGUAAAGAGAUACAUGGAUUUGUUCUAAGGAAUGGAUUAGAGAUGGAUUCAUUUGUAGCUGUCUCAUUACUAUCACUUUAUAUCCAUUGUUCUAAACCAUUCUAUGCCAGAACUUUCUUUGAGAGGAUCGAAGUUAAAAACUCAGUGUGUUGGAAUGCAAUGCUUUCUGGCUAUUCUCAAAACGAACUUCCAAACGAAGCAAUCUCUCUCUUUCGUCAAAUGCUUUCUGAAGGACUCAAACCGAACGAGAUAGGCAUGGCGAGUGUCCUUGGGGCUUGUUCUGAGCUAUCAGCCCUGAGUCUAGGAAGAGAAGUUCAUUGCUUUGUCUUGAAAAACCGUUUUAUAGAAGACAAUUUUGUUGCUUGUUCGCUCAUGGACAUGUAUGCCAAAAGCAGCUGUUUGGGACGAUCUCAACGAAUAUUUAACGGGUUAAAAGAGAAAGAAGCAGCUUCAUGGAACGUGAUGAUCACAGGAUUUGGUGUUCAUGGACAAGGUAACAAGGCCUUGGAGCUGUUUGAGGAGAUGCAAAGAUUAAAUAAGCAGCCUGAUAGGUUCACAUUUCUAGGAGUUCUCCAGGCAUGUUGUCAUGCUGGAUUGGUAUCAGAGGGGCUAUAUUAUCUUGCUCAAAUGCAGAGUUUGUACAAACUAAAACCGGAACUUGAACACUAUGCUUGUGUGAUCGACAUGCUCGGUAGAGCAGGUCGACUAAACGAAGCUUUAAACCUCAUAAAUGAGAUGCCUGAAGAACCAGAUGCUAAAAUCUGGAGCUCAUUGCUCAGUUCUAGUAGAACUUACGGUGAUCUAGCAAUGGGAGAAAAAGCUGCUGAGAAGUUGCUUGCACUGGAAGUAAACAAAGCUGACAGCUACGUUUUGCUCUCUAACUUGUAUGCAACAGCAGGAAAAUGGGAUCUUGUGCGAAUGGUGCGACAGAAAAUGAAGGAUCUCAACCUUCAGAAAGCGGCUGGCUGCAGUUGGAUUGAACUUGGAGGUAAAACCUAUAGUUUUAUAGCGGGUAACGACUUGUCGAUUGUCAAUUCAAACGAGAUUCGAAAGAUGUGGAAUAGACUGGAGAAACAGAUUAUGGAAAUUGGCUACACACCUGAUUCUAGUUGUGUUCUUCAUGAAUUGGAAGAGGAGGAAAAGAUUAAGAUAUUGAAGGGGCAUAGUGAGAAGCUAGCAAUUUCUUUUGGCUUCUUAAACACGAAAGAAGGCACUACGUUAAGAAUCUGCAAGAAUCUAAGAAUUUGUAGAGACUGUCACAAUGCAGCCAAGUUCAUAAGCAAAGCCGCCAAAAGGGAGAUCAUUAUUAGAGAUAAUAAGCGUUUUCAUCACUUCAAAAAUGGGAUUUGUUCAUGUGGAGAUUAUUGGUAGAGGAAGAUCAUGAAACUAUCUCUUGAUUCUUCUUCAAGAUUCUCAGAUCAGUACCCAGAAAAGGAAAUGGGUCAAAUUGUUGCAAAAUGAUCUUAAAUUUGCUUAAAAUCAUAAACCAAGAAAAAUAGAAUUGGAAGAUCAAAAUUUGAUCAAUGGGUUCAUCAGUCACUGAAAUGAAACUUAAACCCAUCAAUCUAUAUUGGGAGAAGAGAAUGAAAAAUGUGUAUUUUUUAUAAUUAUUUUUUAAUUUUUAUGUUUGAGCCCUUUAUAAGGUUUGGCGAGAAGAGAACAAUUUUGUAGCACUGUUAUUAUAUUAAUUCGUUUCCCAUUCUCAUUCCCACGUGAAGUUUCGUUCGCCGUUCAGAAAAUCUAGAAGAUAGAACAGUGAUUUGAAGAGCGGCAUGCCGUCGUCUGCAUCAGCUCCGGCCUCUCCUCCGUCGGCGUCUCAUUCGCAGAAUUCUGCUACCCAACCUUCCCCGCGCAAACACUUGGCCGAUGCUGCAACCAAUAAUGACGGACUUUUUGAUGCGGACGAGAAGAAACCCGAUUUACCGGAUCAAUUUGAAGAUUUUGAUAACUUCAAUUCCAUUGAGAAGUACAAGAAGUAUGAAGCUGACUACGCUCAACGCCUAAUGGCCAAAUACUUUUCAAAGAAAAACCUCUAUGGAGG